ACAGUUUUGUCAGUUCAAUCGAAGCGUUCGGAUCUGAGGAGGGUGUAUGUGUUCAGUGUGUCGCGUGUAUGAUUGAAAUCUGCGGUGGUGGAAAUCUUCAACUCAUUUUUCGACGCCGUAACAUCUUGCACCCAACCGAUUUCCAGAAACGUAGCAACAAUCAAAAGAUAGUUUUCGGCAAAAUCCAUUGAAUGAAAACAGAUCCAGCAACAGAAUUGUGGCGAUAGUUGCGUAUACCCGUGGAAAAAGAUAAACUUGCACAACGUCAGUGAGCUGAAGCCAAAUAAAUGGUCUGAGUUUAAUUGCGUGCAGCGCAAAGAGAGGUGGAAAAACAGGAACGAGCCAAAUUGUAGUGCACAGGUGUGUGCUCGUGCUGCAGAAACUCCUGCUGUUUACUGCGAAAAUCCUCUUAGACCGGAAGCUGCUGGCCGAUACUAUUAAAGAAAGUAGUUGAACAUUAACCAAUUGGGUUGACCUAUGAGCCCUUUUUACGGCCCAUCGCUAUUACUCUGUUACUCGUCUGGUUCGGAACAUGUGCCGACUAAUAAUCUAAUCACAGUACGUAUGUGUGCGUAACCACUGACCCCGGGGCUUAAACGAACUGCUGACUGAGGAAUUCUACAGAAGCAGCGAAUGCUUCCUCGCUAUGCCUUCUUCUGCAACACCCUGGCACUCCCGAACGCGUUAUCAGAAGUGUAGACACCACGAAACGACGAUGACGACGGCCGUUGUCUGCAUCAUCGAUGAAUAUUAACCGAAUAGUAUCGGAUUACAAAGCAACAAGAGCGGGCGAGAAAUUGUUACGUGCGUGCGUUUGUGUUCACAUCUAUGAAGACUGUGGUUCUGCUGUGAACGAUCGAGUUUACAAAUAUUCUUUUGUGUUAGUUUUGUUUGUCACUCAGCAGUUAACUUCCAAGUGCUCGGAAGAAAAAUUUACUUCAGCAGUGAAAGUAAUCAUGGUAAAAUCAUGCCGACAACAAUGAUCACCAUUGUUGAGUGUCUUGCGAUUGGAAUUCUCAUAUUUUGGUGUGGCAAAUGGAUUGUUCAUGCUAUGGCCAUUAUCCACGGUAAACUGAAGCUGCACAAGAAAAUGACGCCUACUAAUCAACCCCGUGAAGUGCCGUAUCCCUCGGUGUCGAUCCUGAAACCGCUGAUGGGUGUUGAUCCUAAUUUGUCCAACAAUUUGGAGACAUUUUUCCUAAUGGACUAUCCGACGUAUGAAUUGCUCUUCUGUAUAGAGUCUUCGGAUGAUCCGGCUAUCGACGUGGUUAACAGGUUGCGGGAAAAGUAUCCGAAUAUAGAAACUUCACUUCUGUUGGGUGGCUUGAACGUCGGAGUAAAUCCAAAGGUGAAUAAUCUAGCACCAGGUUACCAAAUGGCGAAAUAUGAGCUAGUAAUGAUUUCCGAUGCCGGCAUUCGUAUGAAAACUGAUACGUUAACAGACAUGGUCAAUCAUAUGACCGAACGCGUAGGAUUAGUUCAUCAGAUGCCAUUCGUUUGCGACAGGGAAGGAUUUGCGGCCGCCUUCGAGAAGAUCUACUUCGGAACAGUGCAGUCGAGAAUAUAUCUCUGUGCGGACUUGCUUGGCAUCAUCUGCCACACUGGAAUGUCCUGCCUGAUGCGGAAAGAUGUUCUUGACGAAUUAGGUGGAAUCCAAGCGUUUGGUUGCUACCUAGCGGAAGAUUUCUUCUUAGCAAAAGCUUUCAGCGACGCCGGAUGGAAGCUUACCAUUAGCAGUCAGCCUGCUUGGCAGAACUCCGGCAUUUGUGAUAUAAGCAGCUUUCAAGCGCGACUUACUCGCUGGGCCAAGUUGCGUGUGGCGAUGGUUCCUACGACCAUUUUGCUGGAACCACUUUCCGAGUGUAUCAUCGUUGGAAUAUUUGCAUGUUGGGCAGCGAAGAUCCUGCUGCGAUGGAACCCGCUAGUGUUCUUUCUCAUACAUACAUUGUUCUGGUUCCUGUCGGACUGGGUUCUACUGUCAAUCAUCCAGAACGGAUCGCUUCCGUUCAACAAGUUCACCUUCUUGGUCGGCUGGGUAUUCCGAGAGCUCAGUGGGCCGUAUCUCUUUUUCAACGCCCUGUGGAACCCCGCCAUCAGAUGGAGAACCAGAGUCUACAAGCUAGCUUGGGGUGGAGUGGCCUACGAGCUGACCUCCCAGAUCAAAUCGUAGCUCAUCAUCGCCACUGGAAGCACGAUCAUCGCAGCUGUUCAUAUAACCUAGGUCCCAUAAUCAUCUGUUGUUGUCUCUUUUGUAUAAAGGUCAUCUCUCGUUUGUAUAUUUUGAAAACUUUCACUAGAAAAGUUUGUUUUAGAAUAAUAAGCGAGUAAAAUUCGAAAUCAUUGAUCCCUUUACCUGAGAUCGCAUUCAUUUGUUUGUAAAUAUUUAUUGACCAGUAAACCAGAACAAAAACCAACAUUGGCUAAAGAAUACCGUUACGCCUGUUCUCGCUCUUCUCUAUUGCCUACAUUCUAGUAGUACAUAGGAGAUCGAUACAAUAUCAAAGUGAAAAUCGAUAACUCGCGAUUAAUAAAGAGCGUACCUAGUAAUAGCAACAUAA
Messenger RNA from Wyeomyia smithii (pitcher-plant mosquito), 2558 nucleotides. RefSeq names its product ceramide glucosyltransferase (gene GlcT). Gene Ontology annotation, biological process: glucosylceramide biosynthetic process. Gene Ontology annotation, cellular component: membrane. Gene Ontology annotation, molecular function: ceramide glucosyltransferase activity. The coding region runs from base 968 to 2170 and encodes 400 amino acids. The transcript is spliced from 2 exons. Lineage: Eukaryota; Metazoa; Arthropoda; Insecta; Diptera; Culicidae. The record is from RefSeq and is a predicted model, not a curated record.